Fusarium verticillioides 7600 is the source of this 1206-nucleotide messenger RNA. RefSeq lists its product as hypothetical. The record is from RefSeq and is a predicted model, not a curated record. The coding region runs from base 1 to 1206 and encodes 401 amino acids. Lineage: Eukaryota; Fungi; Ascomycota; Sordariomycetes; Hypocreales; Nectriaceae. The transcript has a single exon.
AUGUCGCCCAAGAUGGACGAAAAGGCAGAGGCAUUCGUUUCCAGUAUCAACGAUGAAACCGUUGAUAUCCAUGGCAUUGGUGUUGACGUCUGCAAAGAUGUCCCCCUCCGUCUUAUUUCCCCAGCUAUGAUACACCGGCUCCAUAAAGCUAUCGCUGCGGAUAUCUUCCAUUCGGUGGAAAUUCAGAAACGCGAGGCAGGAGAGUGUUUUAGUGCCAUGAUUGAACGAAUCGCCAGUAGCAACCUACUUCAUCAUUCAAAACUUGAGGAUUGCGAAGCCAUGGACUUCAUUCGACAGAGUUUACUCAAAGUUAUGAGACUGAAUACGAAUACUGGGAAGAUUGUCUGCCCGCCAGCACAUGUCAUGGGCUGUCUAAUCGCAGCAAUCGCCUAUCGAAACCUUGAGCCUUCCAAUGAAGAAUUCUUUCAAAAGAAUGAAGAUUUGGUCAAAGUGUUCGGUGAGCUCAACGGAAUUCAAUGGCUAUCAGUUGCUAUUCAAGUAUUCGCCGAGGUCGGCCCGCGUGUAUUCCUUAUCGAACUGGACGAAGCCUGCCAGAAGCCUGUAGCGAAACUUCAAAAUCUGGAUGGUAAUCUUUGUUGGGUAGUCACAACCAGAAUGCCCCAGGUGAACAGAUUUGAGGAUAUUCUUCGCCAAGUGCUUGGCUCGACGCACCAGUCGCCUAGCCCAGUAUAUCCAAAACUUGAGCCGCAUGAUAGGCCUCUUCUCUCUGUUGAGCCUGACGACACCCCGAACAGCCCUAUCGCUCCAAGCGAAGACGAUGAGUUGGAGAACACUGCCAUCACAUUACGCGACUACAGUCUACAGAUGAAGACUCUCGGAAAGAGACUAGCAACUCCCAACCGAGCCAUUGUCAAACGACGCAGACGAGAAAUUCUUAAGAGUCCGGAUCAGCCACAUGCCAAACACCAACAUGUCGAUGUUGAAGAACUGCUGAGAUCCAACCUCGAGGAAAACAUCAAACACGCUGUGAAGGAGGCUAUCGCCGACGUGAGACAAACACAAGAGCACUUCGACACCUACAGCCGUUACAAGGAUCUUUGGAUGAUCUGCGUUCAGCACCAGACCGGGGUGCCAGAAAGUCUUCGUGACCUUGUCAAACAUCACUGCACACCUAGUCAGGUUUUUCACCUAACGGAGCUUGAAAAAGAACAUCUUGCUGAGGAGGAAAUAGAGGUUGAAGUUUGA